UUUUGAGUUUGGUUUGGAGUCUUCUAUGUAAGUUUGUAAUGGGCAACCUUGUGUAUGAAUUUGAUGAAUGAGAUUGGUUUUGCCUUUGGUUCUGUGAUGAUUCGGUAGGGCUCCCUGGUGGUGGUGAUUCCAAGGUUGGGGUACUGGUAGUGAUGCCAGCCAUGCAGAUCAGGUGGUGAUUGCUUUUUAUUUAAUUUCAGCUUCAGUAAAUGAAAACCUUAUUGUCAAAUGCCAAACAAGCCAAUGCUGAUCUCUAUCCCUACUCCCUCAACCCCCCACCCCCCACCCCCAAAUAAAAAGAAAAAGGAAAGGAAAAUAUAUUGCUGCAACAUAUGAAUAGAAAAUGUUUUCUGUUAACAUUUGAUGGAUGGCAUAAGUGAAUUUUCUCCAUGGGCAAGUUCAUUCUGAUGGCAUGCUCAUUAAAUAUAUCUAGCUUAUCAACUUGUCCGUUGGCAUCCACAGGGAUCUCAUGGGGGUGUAUAAAUUAAUCUUCCCUCAGAACAUGCUUUGAGCACUUUUUCAAAGUAAAUCUGGUGAUAUUUGGUUAUGUUUCAGGCCUGAGACAGAUGAGGAGAAGACGCUGAAGGAAGAAAUAGAUCAUAUAAGGAAGGAACUGGAGAAAGAAAGUGCAGCGGAUGCAAAUGGGGAAACUCUGGAGUCUGGUCAAGAGAAAACCAGUCUACAUGAGCUGAUGUUGAGCAAAGAAAAGGAUCUGGAACUGCUAAUCCGUGAGUUGGACGACAAGGUAAGGUUUGGCCAGAAAUCCUUUGAGAGGCCUGGUUCUGGAGCAGGCAGGGUUGCUGGCUUACCGGAGAGGCCACCCUCUCAGUCUGGCUUGUCGGACGACUAUAGAAGUGGUACGGCAGAUGUGUGGAGCAGGCCCGGAGAUGAUAGAAGAGCAUUUCAGGGUGGCAGGGAAAGAGGAUUUCUUAGCAACAGAGACAUUGACAGGCCCAAGUCUAGAGGGAGAUGGUGAGAAGUCUGUUGUGAAAUUGAGGUUUUAGUUCCUUUUUGCCGCCAGGACAGAAUAAUUUUCUUAUAGUCAAGUUAUUUUCCCUCCCUUAUGUUUUGCACCAAGUGAGCCGAGAAAUAUAGCGGAAAACCUUGGAUAACUUAAUUGUUACCUCCUGAUACAGGUGUAAAAUUGCUAUUUUUUUCCCCAUAAUGAGUCAAGCGGCCUGUAUUGUUUCUAGGUAUAUUCCCUUCUAAUUGUAAUCCCAAUGGACUUCAUGGGACUUUUCAUCUUUUCUCUGUUGCAUUAGUUUUCUCUUUUGUAUUACAUUAUACAAUUAAUCAGUUUUGUCAAUCAUAUUGAUGAACACAAGUGUAUUGAGAUACUGUUUUUGUUGAA
Molecule: messenger RNA, 1351 nt
Organism: Macadamia integrifolia
Lineage: Eukaryota; Viridiplantae; Streptophyta; Magnoliopsida; Proteales; Proteaceae
Product: eukaryotic translation initiation factor 4B2-like
Exons: 2
Coding region: 692-976 (94 amino acids)
Molecular function (GO): translation initiation factor activity
Source: RefSeq, a predicted model, not a curated record